This is a messenger RNA of Dentiscutata erythropus, 174 nucleotides long. The record is from the annotation of a GenBank genome assembly. NCBI's taxonomy places the organism in Eukaryota, Fungi, Glomeromycota, Glomeromycetes, Diversisporales, Gigasporaceae.
UUUACUAGUAAACUUUGUACGAUCAAUGAGCGUUACAUCGACGAAGGAGAUAGCGUCACUUGUCGAUUAUAUCAAAGUUUUAGCGGCAAAAAAGGCUGUCCGCAAGACUACAAUAACAUACCACCACCCAUGUCUAUGGGCCAUUUUAUACAGGAAGAUGAAAGAGAGCAUAGG